Punctularia strigosozonata HHB-11173 SS5 is the source of this 1329-nucleotide messenger RNA. RefSeq names its product streptomycin biosynthesis protein StrI. Lineage: Eukaryota; Fungi; Basidiomycota; Agaricomycetes; Corticiales; Punctulariaceae. The coding region runs from base 1 to 1329 and encodes 442 amino acids. Gene Ontology annotation, molecular function: nucleotide binding. The record is from RefSeq and is a predicted model, not a curated record. The transcript is spliced from 4 exons.
AUGCCAGCCCCGCUCGUCGACCCCGUCACCAUCGCCGUCGUCGGUUGCGGCUCGCGCGGCAACGCAUACGCGCAGUACGCGCUCGAUAACCCGGCGAAAUGCCAGGUCGUUGCCAUCGCCGAGCCGCGGCCCAAGACGCGUCGGCUCAUGGCUGAUACUCACCGCGUCGACCCCACCCUCACCUUCACCACCUGGCAAGACCUCCAUGCUGCGUCCGCAGAGACACUCAGAACGAUCGGCAAGCGUCUCGCCGACGCCGUGCUUAUCACCGUCCAGGACCACAUGCACGCCGAGCUCGUCGAGGUCUUUGCCGAGCAAGGAUACCACAUCCUCUGCGAGAAGCCGAUGGCGACGAGCAUCUCGGACUGUAUUAAGAUAGAGGCCGCUGUGAAGAAGGCGGGCAUCAUCUUUGGCAUGGGACAUGUCCUCCGCUACUCGCCUUACAGCAAGGCGAUCACGGAGAUCAUCCGUUCAGGUCAACUCGGCACGCUCGUGAACGCCGUUCACGUCGAGCCGGUCGGCCAUUGGCACUUCGCACACUCGUACGUCCGCGGCAGCUGGGCGCGCGAGGACCAGUCCUCCUUCUCGCUCAUGACCAAAUCCUGCCACGACAUCGACAUCCUCUGCCACUGGUUCGCGGACGACAAGCCCGCCCGCGUCUCGUCCUUCGGCUCCCUAUUCCACUUCCGCAAGUCCGCCAAGCCCGCCGAGGCCGGCGACGCGACGCGCUGCCUCAACUGUGCAUACGAGAGCCAGUGCCCGUACAGCGCCAAAAAGGUAUACAUAGACUCCGUCGCGCGCGGCAACACGGGCUGGCCCGCGUCCGUCACCGUCGACGGCAUCCCCGACAUCGAGAACGUGACGGAGGCGAUCCGCAACGGACCCUACGGCCGGUGCGCGUACGAGUGCGACAACGACGUGUGCGACAACCAGGUCGUCAACAUCGAGUUCGGCUCGGGCGCGACCGCGUCCUUCACGAUGGUCGCCCAGACGUCGCUCAUCUGCGAGCGCCAGACGAGGCUCCACUUCACGCACGGCGAGAUCGUCGGCGACAUGACGUCCUUCACCGUGUCCGACUUCCGCACGCGCCAGACGACGCAGCACCGGCCCCGCGCCGAGGGCGGUCACCAUGGCGGCGGCGACACGGGCCUCAUCCGCGCGUUCGUCGAGGCCGUCCGCACUGGCAGCCAGCACGAGCUCGGCACUCACGUCGGCGAAGUGCUCAACAGCCAUCUCACCGUCUUCGCGGCGGAGGCGAGCAGGCGGGAGGGCCGAGUUGUGAACUGCCAGGAAUUCGAAGCGAAGGCGAGGGAGAGCGUGCAGGCGUAA